Messenger RNA from Drosophila novamexicana, 5630 nucleotides. RefSeq names its product protein AF-10 (gene Alh). The record is from RefSeq and is a predicted model, not a curated record. Bases 129 to 5078 code for a protein of 1649 amino acids. Lineage: Eukaryota; Metazoa; Arthropoda; Insecta; Diptera; Drosophilidae. Gene Ontology annotation, molecular function: nucleosome binding; histone binding. Gene Ontology annotation, biological process: regulation of transcription by RNA polymerase II. Gene Ontology annotation, cellular component: nucleus. The transcript has 10 exons.
CAGACGCAAUUCCUUCAUCAGUAAAUGCAAAACUGGAGUUGUUAGACUCCAGCAGCAACGACGACACCAUUCAGUCCACCAACUUGAAUAGAAAAUUAAUCAAAAUUAAAAAAUUUAAGCUGGACGAUAUGAAGGAAAUGGUGGGCGGCUGUUGCGUUUGUUCGGACGAGCGGGGGUGGCCGGAGAACCCGCUCGUCUACUGUGACGGCCAAAACUGUACCGUUGCCGUGCAUCAGGCAUGCUAUGGCAUCGUUACCGUGCCCACUGGACCCUGGUAUUGUCGGAAAUGCGAGUCCCAGGAGCGCACCUCGCGUGUACGCUGCGAGAUUUGCCCCUCACGAGAUGGCGCCCUCAAGAAGACAGACACCAGCGGCUGGGCCCAUGUUGUGUGCGCCCUGUACAUACCCGAGAUUCGGUUUGGCAACGUGACCACCAUGGAACCCAUUAUACUGACUUUAAUACCGCAAGAACGCUACUCCAAGACCUGCUACAUUUGCUUGGAAAUCGGGAAGCCAAAUCGUGCCAAUGUCGGAGCCUGCAUGCAGUGUAAUAAGGCCAAUUGCAAGCAGCAGUUCCAUGUGACCUGCGCCCAAAGCUUGGGCCUGCUCUGCGAGGAGGCUGGCAACUAUCUGGACAAUGUUAAGUACUGCGGCUACUGCCAGCAUCACUACAGUAAAUUGAAAAAGGGCGGAAACGUCAAAACUAUACCACCCUACAAACCCGUACAACAUGACACCUCCUCCGAUUCGUGCUCGUCGCCCGAGAAGGAAAUCGAUUCAACCAUGAACUCAGCCUCCACCUCAGCGACAAGCAUCAAAAUAACCAGCAGCACAUUGGCCGCCAGCUCCACAAGCCUGUCAAGCAGUGGCAGCAAUGUCUCAUCCUCAUCCAAGCAGCGCAAAUCAAAUGCCUCCGGUAAAUCAUCGAUGUCAUCGGGCAACAGCUCCGCAGCAGCAACGGGCCUACCAAAUUCCUCAAGCACCUCCAAUUCAGGCGUUGCGGCAACUCCUUCAACUGCAAACAGCUUUCUAUCCGGCAGUAGCAGCAGCAACUCCGCCAACAAUAACAAUAAUGCCAUAAGCAACAGCUUAGCGGGCGCUGUCGGCGGCAACGUUGCCGCCACACAUGCCUCAAACCCUAGCGGUGCCAGCGGCAGCGGCAGCGGCAGCGGCAAUUCCAUCACAGGCAACACUGUAUCUGGAGCCGGCAGCGGCAGCGGAAACAGUGCAAUAGGGCCCAGCAAUUCAAGUACUAAAUCAUCAGCCACCAGCUCGAGCAGCAGCUAUAAGGAUAAGCAUAGUAAAAGCUUGGGCAAACAGUCCGGCUCAGGUGCCAGCAAGGACGGCAAGGAUAAGGAUGGCGGUAGCAAUUCAUCGAACAACAGUUUUACACACUCAUCAGCCUCGUCAUCGUCCUCCUCCUCAUCGUCGUCGCGCGAGAAGUCAUCAAAGUCAUCGAAAAGCAAGGACAUCGCGAAGGAAGCCACCGUCGUAGCUGCCAGCAGCAGCAGCAGUAUUGCCACAAGCAGCAGCAACAUGCCCAGUGCCAGCAGCAUAACGGCCAGCAGCAGUUCCAGCUCGGCAUCACAUGUAUCUAGCAGCGGCGUGACUGCCGCCUCGAUAAGUGAGCAUAGUAAUCAUGCCCAGAACCUGAGCACGUCUGCCUUGCCCAGUUCAGGGGCCGGUGUCACGGGCAAACUGCAAUUGGCCAGCAAUUUGGGCGGCGGCUUCGGAGCCGAGCUGCAAACCACAAGCAACAGCAGCAACAGCAAUGCCUUAAAGGAAGCGUCUGCCUCCAUGACUGGCAACAGCAAUGCAGGCAAAUUGGAGGGUUUGUCGGGCGCUGGUACGUCCGCAAACAGCGUGGCCAAUCCACUUGGCCUCGGUGGCAGCAGCUCCAAUUCAAGCAAUAAUUUGAGCAGCAGCAGCAGCAAGACAGUUCCAUCAUCAUCGAUUGCAACAGCAACAUCCACAACAACGACCAGUCACAGUCAGCCGUCGGCAGCGAGCAACUCCUCGGCGUCCAAAAAGCGCAAGGUGGACGCAGCCAAAUCGAUCACCAGCAUCAACCUGGACGAUCACAACAGCUCAUUUCGGAAUAUUAUCAAGGAUGUGCACGUGACGCUGACGCCUCUGACGGACUUUGAGAAGGAAAUCGAGAAGAGCUCCAAGCGGCAACGCACAGAGUUGAGUCCACCCACGCACCAAACAUCCGCCACAGCUGAGGUGAAUGCAACGUUAGCGAGUGCAACAAGUGCAACGAUAGCGGCCAGUGGGACGACGAUAGCGGCAACCACAACGAGUACAUCGACCGCCGCAGCCGCAGCCAACAGCUCGAGCAGCAGUGCGAGCAGCCUAACGGGAGCAGCUGCCAUUGGUGGUUACGCGAAAAUAGAGGCAAGCAAAACGAGUAGCAGCAGCAGCAAGCAUGGCAGCAGCAGCAGCAGCAGCAAGGACAGCAGCAAUGCUGCCUCAAGUGGGGGAGCUGCCAGCAGCGGCAGCAGUGCACCCAGCUUGUAUGUAUCGGUGCCGUUGUCCACGGCCAAUGUACCUGGCAUCAAUUUGCCCAACAGCAGCAGCAGCAGCGGCAGUGUCAGUGAAACACACGCAUCCGCACAACACAACCAGCCACAAGUCGCCGCACAGUCACCUCUCACCACAUAUGCAACAGCAACAGCAGCUGCAAGCGGCAACAGCAGUGCGGGCGCAGGAGGCUCUGCCUCCGUUAUACAAAGCCAGAGCGGCAAGUCAUCGCCCUCGCUGGGCGCUCUGGUGAGCAGCAGCGCCGGAACGGGCAACCUGACGGCCACGACGACGGAGAGCGGCAAUUUGAAGAUCAGCUUUGAGAAGCAAACGACCAGGGUGCAGCAGCUGCAGGAGCAGGAAGCUUCGCCGGCGCGCCGCAGCAGAUCGCGGUCUGGUGAGAGUGGUAGCCAUCAUCACCACCAUCACCAGAAUCAGCAAACUCACCAAACCCACCACAGUCACAACCAAACACCGCAACAACAGCCAUCGCAAACGUCACAGCAGCAGCAGCAGCAGCAACAUCAACACCAGCUGCCACAGCAGCAAUCGCAAUCGCUGCACUCCACCGCAUCCUCCUCCACGUCCAACUCAUCACUGACCACGCCCACGCCCACCAAGUCACAGUCACGUUCGGGUAAGAAGCGCGCUGCUGCGCUAAGCAAAACCGAGCCAGCUGCAGCCACAACAACAACAACAACAGCAGCAGCAGCAGCAACAACGGCAACUACAACAACUGCAGCUGCAGCUGCAGCAACAACAGUCGAGAAGCUGGCCCGAAAUAGCAGCAGCAGUCGCCAUAGUUCGCCACACUGUCGUGCCACGCCCACGCCGCCCCCAGCACAAACCUUACCGACGGCGAUCGCGUCGCCGGUUGUGAUGUUGCAGACCCUAUCCUCCUCAUCCAUUGACUCGCCGCCGACUGUGGCAACAACGCGUAAUACGCGCAACAACAACAACAGCAACAACAGCAACAGUCAUGUGUCUGCCACCGAGCAUGCCGGCAGCUCAACAUCCUCCUCGUGCUCGUCCACAUCCUCCAUGUCCUCGGCCGGUGGCAAUGCUGUGGUCAGUCUGUUAGACUCGCCCGUCAACAUGUCCACACAGCCACAGCAACAUGUUGCCUGUUACAAUAGAAGUAGCACUAGCAACAAUGCUGCCAAGCCGUUGAAUAAGAAAAUGUUGCGCGCACAGCAAACGCAACUGUAUCAGCAGCAGCAACAACAACAACAACAACAACAACAACAACAGCAACAUGUUAAUCUUAGCAAUGCACCAACCGCAAACGCCCCCUCACCCACAAACCUUAGCUCAGUCAGUAGUCAAUUUGCGCACUUGCAACAUCAGCAACAACAGCAGCAACAACAGCAGCAGCAACAGCUUAAGCAACAUCAAGAUUUAGAAAUUUUGCAAUUUACUAAUAUAAAUACAAAUGCUUCUUCCAUGACGUCAACAACGAAAUGCAACAACAGGACACCUGAUCUCAACACGACGACGAGCACCAGCACCAGCAGCAGCACCUCAACAACCAGCAGCAGCAGCACCUCGACAACAACCACCACCAGCAGCCUCUUGAGCAUCAAUCUGGGCAGCAACAACAACAAUAACAACAACAGCAGCAACAACAACAACAAUAGUGGGGGCCUCAAGUUCACGUACGAGGCGCAAACGUUAAGCACGCAGCUGGAUGUGCCCAUGUUGCCGGUGAGCGCCAUCAAGGACUCGCCGCCCAGUUCGCCCGGCUCGGAAAUUGGCGCCGCCUUGCAUACGGCCGUCGCGUCGGCAAUCAAUGCUGCUGCUGCGCCCGUUGCUGCCGGCAAUGUGCGCAAGCGCGGACGCAAGGCUAAGGAUGCCACAUUGGUCGCGGCUGCAGCGGCAGCGGCCACAGCAGCCGUGGCUGCCACCCAACAGGAUCUCAAGGAUGUGCGCAUACUGCAAAACGGCAUUGGCGCCGCCAGUGCGCCCACGCCUCCAGCCACGCCCGCCACGAGCAUAACGAGCGCCGGCGUCUCUAGCGUCUCGGGCAGCAGCUCGAUCAUAGCGCACACGGCCACCCAUAUGCUGGGCAACCAUGUGAAUCCCAACAGCAGCGUGGCCCAGAAGCUAUCGGAGCAGCUGCACAUGGAGGUGCAGGAUCAUGCCAUUUACACGCCCGACUCCAUGAGCUCACAGUUCUCGGGCGUGCCGUUUCCUGGCAAGCAGCGCAAUGCCAGCACGACGUCCUCGAGCUGUGCGACGCCAGCACCAAAUCCGCUGCAAUCGAUGUUCGGCGGCGGCGGCAUCAAUGGCAACAUGCCCAUACCGCAGAGUCUGGAACAGCUACUGGAGCGCCAGUGGGAGCAGGGCUCGCAGUUUCUCAUGGAACAGGCCCAGCAUUUUGACAUUGCCUCGCUGCUUAACUGUCUGCAUCAGCUGCAGAGCGAGAACUUGCGGCUGGAGGAGCAUGUGACCAGUCUGAUAGCGCGUCGCGAUCAUUUGCUGGCCGUGAAUGCCCGCCUCCAGAUUCCGCUCAACAGUGCGAUCAACAAUGCCAAAGCCGAGGCGCAUGGUAAGUAGAUGCCACUGCAUCCACUCUCAGUCAGUUCUUGGUGUCGGCACAUGCACUUGCUCUCCACAAAUCCCAUACCCACACACUCACACAGACACACACACAAACACAAACAGAUGGAGGCGCCAUUCACUCAGCUACUAACAGAAUUUAUGUAAAUGUACAGAUAUGAAAUACAACAUUAACAGUCUCUGUUAUGCUUGUAACGAGCUGCUUGGCGUUGCCAGACUACACACUAAUGCUAUGGCAUUUUCGUAUAAUAUCGCAUUAAUUAUGUUAAUUUAUAUUUAAGUGGGUACAAGUGAUUCAUGUACAUACACACACACAUAACAAAGCACAUCUUUAACAAUAAAACUAUGGAUGGUACAAAACAAAUGGCUUAAUUGUUAAAUUGUACAAAGCAUUUACACUUUCAAUCAGUUUUCUAUUAAAUAUCAAUCACACAUAAGUACUUAAAGCCAAAGCUUUAAGCUUCAAUUAGGUAUACACAACAUUUAAGAUUAAUUUUUGAUUAAUAUAACAAACAGAAACAAGAACUUACUUUUUUCUUUACUUAACCU